GAGAAGAAAGUUUAAUUAAUAACAACUUAAUUUAAAUUUAGGAAAUUAUUUUUUAUUUAAAUUUAAGAAUUAUAUUUUAAUUAUGAAGGACCCCAUUUCAGAAACAUUUGAAUAACAAAGGUCACGAAAUUAUUUCUUCCGCCCCUGUUUAUAGGAAGGAUGCUUUAUGGCCGAAAAACUUUAAUUUUGUUUUUGGUCUAUCCACUUAUUUUCAACAUCGACAAGGUAAAGUUGAUUUGCCUUUGGCUUUUGUUACCUUGUUCUUGUUCUAUUGCACUUGUUAGAAAUGAUAUUUUUCAUCAUCUGAUUUUAUUAUGAUUUAUAGAAAAAUACUAGUCUAAAUUUUGCUUUAUCAUACAUUUAUAAAACAAUACUUAUCAAAGUAAAAGUUAGGGUCAUUAAUAAGGACAAGAUGAAAGUUCAAACUCCUUUAAAUCAGGAGAGGACUAGAACUCACAGAAGAUAAUAUAAAGUUAAAGUUUUUAUCAUUAUAAGCCGAUAAACAAAAGAAAAUAAAAAUAGUCGAUCCAUCAACAAUACAGAAGGCUUCCAAACUUUUGUAGAGGAUGCACCCAGACAGUAGUCCCAAUGUGGUGAGAUAAGACGGUCAGUCUCGACGUGGUGAGAUAAGGCGGUCAGGUCGGUGUAUCUCGCGUCUAGGAACCUGUCGAACCUCCUCUAGUCCAUAUGUAGAUCUUCUUUCUUACCAAAACCCCAAUACAAAGCCAAAACAAUGAGCCAUUUGAGCUAAUAAGACAACUGAAACCCCAUUCCAUUUCCACCCAUUUCCUCCUUUCAUGUCUCCCCCCACCCAUAAGCGCCCAUCUUCCGCUUCCACCGCCAGUAACGUCAGUAUCACCCAUAACGCCGCCGGUACUUCAUUUUCUCCGGCGAUGAAGAAGCCUAAAUCUCAGUCUCUAGACUCCAAAAAUGGGAUUCAUUCUGAUGAUUCUGCUUCCAUGAUUGUCGAUGAAGAUCUUAAACAAUCUCAUGAUGUUGUUGUUUCCCCUUCUUCUAAUUCUCGUGCUGCUAAUCUAUCUCGUAAAAAGGCUACCCCACCUAAUCCUUCUACCAAGAAGCUUGUUAUUAAACUCGUUAAAGCUAAGCCCACACUACCUCCUAAUUUUGAGGAAGAUACUUGGGCUACUUUGAAGUCAGCCAUUAAUGCUAUUUUCUUGAAGCAGCCUGAUUCAUGUGACCUGGAGAAACUUUAUCAGGCUGUUAAUGACCUUUGCCUGCACAAAAUGGGAGGAAGCCUCUAUCAACGAAUUGAGAAGGAAUGUGAAGCACAUGUUUCUGCUGUAUUGCAUUCAUUGGUUGGCCAAAGUCCAGAUUUGGUGGUCUUUCUGUCACUUGUUGAGAAAUGCUGGCAGGAUCUUUGUGACCAAUUGCUGAUGAUUCGUGGCAUAGCUUUGUAUCUUGAUAGGACAUACGUAAAACAGACCCCAAAUGUUAAAUCAUUGUGGGACAUGGGAUUACAGCUUUUCCAUAAACAUCUUUCUUUGUGUCCUGAAGUUGAGCACAAAAUUGUUACUGGCCUUUUGAGAAUGAUUGAGAAGGAAAGAUUAGGUGAAGCUGUUGAUAGGACUCUUCUCCAUCAUCUCUUAAAAAUGUUUACUGCUCUUGGAAUUUACCAAGGAAGCUUUGAAAAACCAUUCCUUGCUUGCACAGAGGAAUUUUAUGCUGCUGAAGGUGCAAAGUAUAUGCAGCAGUCGGAUGUUCCAGAUUACUUGAAGCAUGUUGAAAUAAGAUUGCAUGAAGAACAUGAACGAUGUCUUCUUUACUUAGAUGCAAGUACUAGAAAACCUCUUAUCUCAACGGCUGAAAAGCAGCUCCUUGAACAUCAUAUUUCUGGAAUACUUGAUAAGGGCUUCAUGAUGUUGAUGGAUGGAAGUCGUAUUGAUGACCUACAGAGGAUUUACAAUUUGUUUUCUAGGGUCAAUGCCCUUGAGUCACUUAGGCAGGCUAUUAGUUCUUACAUUCGGAAAACUGGUCAGGCUAUCGUUAUCGAUGAAGAGAAAGAUAAGGAUAUGGUGUCUUGCCUCUUGGAGUUCAAGGCAGCAGUUGAUAAAAUAUGGGAAGAGAGUUUUUCAAAGAAUGAAUCAUUUGGCAAUACUAUGAAAGAUUCAUUUGAAUAUCUCAUUAAUCUGCGUCAGAACCGUUCGGCGGAGCUGAUUGCGAAGUUUCUUGAUGAAAAGCUCCGUGCUGGAAAUAAGGGAACAUCUGAAGAAGAAUUGGAGGGCACUCUGGAUAAAGUCUUAGUCUUAUUUCGAUUUAUACAGGGCAAGGAUGUAUUUGAAGCAUUUUACAAGAAGGAUCUUGCAAAGAGGCUUUUGUUGGGAAAGAGUGCUUCAAUUGAUGCUGAGAAGUCAAUGAUAUCAAAGCUCAAAACUGAGUGUGGUAGUCAAUUUACAAACAAACUUGAAGGAAUGUUCAAGGAUAUUGAAUUAUCGAAAGAAAUAAAUGAAUCUUUCAAGCAAUCAUCUCAAGCUCGGACAAAACUUCCGUCAGGAAUCGAGAUGAGUGUCCAUGUCUUAACCACAGGAUACUGGCCAACAUACCCCCCAAUGGAUGUUCGACUCCCACAUGAGUUGAAUGUAUACCAGGACAUAUUUAAAGAGUUUUACCUUAGCAAAUACAGUGGUAGACGGUUAAUGUGGCAAAAUUCACUGGGUCACUGUGUUCUGAAAGCAGACUUCCCGAAGGGUAAAAAGGAGCUUGCAGUUUCCCUCUUUCAGGCUGUAGUUUUGAUGCUAUUUAAUGAUGCUGAGAAGCUGAGCUUCCAAGAUAUUAAGGAUGCCACUGGGAUUGAGGAUAAAGAACUGCGAAGAACUCUCCAAUCUCUUGCUUGUGGUAAAGUUCGUGUCCUUCAGAAGGUUCCUAAAGGCAGAGAUGUGGAGGAUGAUGACUCGUUUGAGUUCAAUGAGACAUUUACUGCUCCGCUUUAUCGUAUAAAGGUUAAUGCAAUCCAGAUGAAGGAAACAGUGGAGGAAAACACGAGCACCACUGAGAGAGUAUUUCAAGAUCGUCAAUAUCAGGUUGAUGCUGCUAUAGUUCGUAUUAUGAAGACGCGAAAAGUGCUUAGUCAUACUCUUCUAAUAACCGAACUCUUCCAACAGCUCAAGUUUCCCAUAAAACCAGCUGAUCUCAAAAAGAGGAUCGAGAGCCUUAUAGACAGAGAGUAUUUGGAGAGAGACAAGAAUAAUCCUCAAAUAUACAACUACUUGGCGUAAUGGCAUUUACAGUUUAGCCUACGGUAUUAUCGAUUGAAGGCUGCUUAUCUGAUAUUGUACAGUAACUUACUUCGGUCUACCAUAUUUUUCCAUUUUCAAUAUGUAGAUGUAAUCUUUUUCUUUUUUUGCAUAAUUGAUAUUAUCCUUUUGCAAUUUUUAGAAAAUUGUCCCGGCCAAGAGCAAUAUAUUGUAAAAUAUCAGCGAAGUGGUAAUGUAACGGGUACGUAGUUGUUAGAAUCGUCACAUAUUUUUGUGUUAAUUUUGUGAGCCGGAGUGGAAAUCGUAUGUCAUUCAUGAAUGAGGGUUUUGCAGAAACUGGGCCUUGCACUUUUCUGUCAAUUUUGAACAGAAACGAACU
Molecule: messenger RNA, 3591 nt
Organism: Amaranthus tricolor (Joseph's coat)
Lineage: Eukaryota; Viridiplantae; Streptophyta; Magnoliopsida; Caryophyllales; Amaranthaceae
Product: cullin-4-like
Exons: 17
Coding region: 798-3233 (811 amino acids)
Biological process (GO): ubiquitin-dependent protein catabolic process; protein ubiquitination
Cellular component (GO): cullin-RING ubiquitin ligase complex
Molecular function (GO): ubiquitin protein ligase binding
Source: RefSeq, a predicted model, not a curated record